AUGGCGUUCCGCUCCACGGCUGCGAGGUUCCAGCAGGUGAUCACCACCGCCGCCAAGACCCCCGCUAAGAAAUCGCUCGCGGAUGCGAAGAAGAUGGCGUCCUUCUCCAAGAAGAACGCUCCCGCGGACUGGGUCCAGCGAUCCGACCACCACCUCAUCACCAUCGACAUGCCAGGAUUGUCUCACGAGGAUUUCAAGAUCACCACGGAUGCCAACGAGAUAACCAUCAAAACCAAGGAGCGCGAGAGGGUGGAGCUCGAGGAUGAUAAGUGGCACGCCAAGGAGCGCUACGUUGGCACCGUGGUUCGCAAGUUUGAGUUCCCUGACGGCGCCAAGCUGAGCAAGGAGGACGUGGAGGCUGUGUUUGACAAUGGCGUGCUCACGCUCAAGGUUCCCACGGAUCCGGAGAAGCCGAAAGAGACCAUCACGAUCAAGCCUGGCAACUGA
Messenger RNA from Selaginella moellendorffii, 447 nucleotides. RefSeq names its product 18.1 kDa class I heat shock protein-like. The coding region runs from base 1 to 447 and encodes 148 amino acids. NCBI's taxonomy places the organism in Eukaryota, Viridiplantae, Streptophyta, Lycopodiopsida, Selaginellales, Selaginellaceae. The record is from RefSeq and is a predicted model, not a curated record. Gene Ontology annotation, biological process: protein folding; response to heat; response to hydrogen peroxide. The transcript is spliced from 2 exons.